GCGAAGGGCUGUAGCUAAGUGGUCUGUGUUUGAGGCCGGUGUACGGACGCUCAUUCUACGCCCAAACCUCGUCGCCAAGGACCUCGGUUUGUGCGUGCGUGUGUGCGGGGUGCCCGGUGGGGCGGCUGCCCAGUAAGUGCUUGGACUCGCAGGGGAAGCGCCCAAGGGAACGUGAUUGGUUGUUUUUUCCUGUAUGAAGCGGUUGGCACCACUGAAGUGACCGAAUGAGAGACUCUACAGGGGCAGGUAAUCCACUGGUCCACAAGCGGUCUCCUUUACGUCGAAACCAAAAGACCCCAACAUCCUUGACCAAGCUGUCUUUACAGGAUGGACAUAAAACCAAAAAAACAGCAUGUAAAUUUGAAGAGGGUCAGGAUGUCCUAGCUAGAUGGUCAGAUGGCUUGUUUUAUCUUGGAACUAUCAAAAAGAUAAACAUAUUGAAACAGAGCUGCUUCAUCAUAUUUGAAGACAGUUCUAAAUCCUGGGUGCUCUGGAAGGACAUUCAAACAGGAGCCACUGGAAGUGGGGAAAUGGUUUGUACAAUAUGCCAAGAAGAGUAUUCAGAAGCUCCCAAUGAAAUGGUUAUAUGUGAUAAGUGUGGGCAAGGAUAUCAUCAGUUGUGUCACACACCUCAUAUUGAUUCCAGUGUGAUUGAUUCAGAUGAAAAAUGGCUCUGUCGACAGUGUGUUUUUGCAACAACAACAAAGAGGGGUGGUGCACUUAAGAAAGGACCAAAUGCCAAAGCAUUGCAAGUCAUGAAGCAGACAUUACCCUAUAGUGUGGCAGACCUUGAGUGGGAUGCAGGUCAUAAAACCAAUGUCCAGCAGUGUUACUGCUAUUGUGGAGGCCCUGGAGACUGGUAUUUAAAGAUGCUACAGUGCUGCAAAUGUAAGCAGUGGUUUCAUGAGGCUUGUGUGCAAUGCCUUCAAAAGCCAAUGCUAUUUGGAGACAGGUUUUAUACAUUUAUUUGCUCUGUCUGCAGUUCUGGACCAGAAUACCUCAAACGUCUACCAUUACAGUGGGUAGAUAUAGCACACCUAUGCCUUUACAACCUAAGUGUUAUUCACAAGAAGAAAUACUUUGAUUCUGAACUUGAGCUUAUGACAUACAUUAAUGAAAACUGGGAUAGAUUGCACCCCGGAGAGCUGGCAGACACACCAAAAUCUGAAAGAUAUGAGCAUGUUCUGGAGGCAUUAAAUGAUUACAAGACCAUGUUUAUGUCUGGGAAAGAAAUAAAGAAGAAGAAGCAUUUGUUUGGGUUGCGAAUUCGUGUUCCUCCUGUGCCACCAAAUGUGGCUUUCAAAGCAGAGAAAGAACCUGAAGGAACAUCCCAUGAAUUUAAAAUUAAAGGCAGAAAGGCAUCCAAACCUAUAUCUGAUUCAAGGGAAGUAAGCAAUGGCAUAGAUAAAAAAGGAAAGAAAAAAUCUGUAGGUCGUCCACCUGGCCCAUAUACAAGAAAAAUGAUUCAAAAAUCUGCUGAGCCACCUUUGGAUAAAGAAUCAGUUUCAGAGAAUCCUUCCUUGGAUUUACCUUGUUCGAUAGGGAGAACUGAGGGAACUGCACAUUCAUCCAAUACCUCAGAUGUGGAUUUCACGGGUGCUUCCAGUGCAAAAGAAACUACCUCGUCUAGUAUUUCCAGGCAUUAUGGAUUAUCUGACUCCAGAAAAAGAACUCGUACAGGAAGAUCUUGGCCUGCUGCAAUACCACAUUUGCGGAGAAGAAGAGGUCGUCUUCCAAGGAGAGCACUCCAGACUCAGAACUCAGAAAUUGUAAAAGAUGAUGAAGGCAAAGAAGAUUAUCAAUUUGAUGAACUCAACACAGAGAUUCUGAAUAAUUUAGCAGAUCAGGAGUUACAACUCAAUCAUCUAAAAAACUCAAUUACUAGUUAUUUUGGUGCUGCGGGUAGAAUAGCUUGUGGUGAAAAAUACCGAGUUUUGGCUCGUCGGGUGACACUUGAUGGAAAGGUGCAGUAUCUUGUGGAAUGGGAAGGAGCAACUGCAUCCUGACUGUAGGACUGAACAUUAUGUUCACUGCACUCUCAUUUUCUGUAGGUACAGUUCAAAGCCCUAGAGGAGUCUGGUUUUUUACUAUCUUUCUUUUAAAAAAAAAAAAGUCAAAAAAUUCGCAAAAGGAGAUGAUACUAGCCUUAACAUGUACCUGUUAAUGUUAUGGAUAUUGUCAUAAAAAGAUAUCUUUUAAAAAUCAGAACAGAGACUUAAUUUUUUAAAUCUUAAGAUUUGUAGAAUGUUUCUAGGAUAGGAUAUUAAAAAUGAUUCAAACCCAUGCAUGGUGUUAGAUAAUUUUUCUAAUUAUUCCAUUGAGUCAGGUUUUGUGAUAAGUGGUUAUCAGAGCAAACAGAUCAUGUAGAUAGCACAAGUAUUUGGAGAAACAUUGUCUGUUUUGUUACCAAAAUGUUGGAAAAAAUCUAUUUCAAUACCUUUUAGAUUUCCUAAAGUGCAGUGUAUAUAAUGCCUACUGAAAGACUGUAAAAUAUUGAAAUUUUUUCAAGCAAAGUGUAAAAAAUAUAUUGAGCCUGUAAAUUGCUCUGUGACUAGACUUCAUUGUCGUCUUAAUAUAUUCUUUGCAUGUGCAUAUAUAUACACACGUGUAUAUAUAUGUGUGUGAUUAUGUGACCUAUGCAAUACAAAUUAUGGGAAUGGGCAGCUUUGGAGUAUAUAUCCCAUAAUUCUUUUUUCAGGAAUAGUUGCAGUAUUUACACAGCAGCAUUUCUUCUCAGGCUUUUAUUGGGUGCUGUUGCUUGCUAUGUAUGAAGAGAAAUGUGUCAAACAAGUUUAGUUGUUCUGAAGAAGGGUGUGAACAACAGUGUUCAUGGGCUUUUAGAAUGCUUUUCACUUUCAGUCCUUGUAACUCAGCUGUUCAGUACCUAAAACAAAUUCGAAUAAUGAACAUUAUCUCAACUAGAAGUAACGUUUUGAAAUAUUCGUGGCACAUUAUGAUUGUAAAUGUCUCUCAGUUUUAACAGUAAGUCUAUAGGAGUCCCGUGAAGAUUCCUGAAAUGUCUGUAGUUACUGUUAGUCAUGUUUAAAUAAAUGUAGUAUGAACAAAGUAUUUUAUUGCACAGGGUUAACAAACAGUAUGUUGCCAGGUGAGGCUACUGCUGUUUAUUACAACAUUACCUCUUGUUUUUAUAAAAUGUACCAAGAUUUAAAUUGAUAACUUUAUUUUACAUGUUAAAAACCAGUUUCUUUUA
Messenger RNA from Cynocephalus volans (Philippine flying lemur), 3211 nucleotides. It is a transcript of the gene MTF2, whose product is annotated as metal response element binding transcription factor 2. The record is from RefSeq and is a predicted model, not a curated record. Gene Ontology annotation, cellular component: nucleus. Bases 225 to 2006 code for a protein of 593 amino acids. NCBI's taxonomy places the organism in Eukaryota, Metazoa, Chordata, Mammalia, Dermoptera, Cynocephalidae. Gene Ontology annotation, biological process: regulation of DNA-templated transcription; chromatin organization. The transcript has 15 exons. Gene Ontology annotation, molecular function: chromatin binding; DNA binding.